Molecule: messenger RNA, 2639 nt
Organism: Drosophila arizonae
Lineage: Eukaryota; Metazoa; Arthropoda; Insecta; Diptera; Drosophilidae
Product: prominin-like protein
Cellular component (GO): membrane
Source: RefSeq, a predicted model, not a curated record
UGUUUUCUUUAUUCUGUAAUACUUGAAACAUGGCUAAUGAGACAGUAAGUUUGAUUGAAUUCUCAAGUGAUGCAUUACCGUCCAUUAACUAUACUCGGUACAAUUCGAAUGUAACGUAUUCCAUCGAGCCGAUCUAUUCGAAACUGGGUAUGGGCUUUAUACACGAUUUUACUCACACUUUGUUUGACAAGUACUAUACAUCCAAUGAGGAUUCACCAAAAGGUUAUGUAAUUGCCGUUGACAACUCAAGCUCAUAUGCUGUGGGCCCCAAAGUAUGGGCAAAUGUGUGGGAAUCUUUGAUUGCUCGAAAAACAGUAGUGCUCGUCUGGGUGAUGUUUCUUCUAACUGUCAUAAUAAUCGUACCGUUUAUUGCGGUAUGUUAUUUUUGUUUCUGUUGUUACCGUUGCCACGCCAUUUGCCCACCUUGUCAAAGUGCCUCGAAUACGACCAAGCGUAUUUUACUGAAUUUACUGCUAAUACCACUUAUACUGGGAGCUAUGUUUGGAUUGGUCGUGGCAUUCCUGAACGAUAAACUCAUCAAUAAUGCGAUGCGAGACAGCAGCGAGACAAUGAUGCGCAGCAACAGGGACACUUGUGCCAUGCUGCAGGACGUCUGCCUACAUGUCCGUCACUUGCUCGUCGAUAACUUUGAGGAAUUGGCGACGACGAUGAGUAGCCAGCUCUUUGCCGUUGCGGAGAUGGCCCAUAAGGAUCUGAGAACAGAGGCGGGCCUACAACUAUUAGAAGUAUUGGAGGAUAUCUUUGACAAUAUGCCCGAGGCAUUGGCGCUUCUGGAGCAGGUGAAGGAAAUGCAGGCCUAUUUAGUUUUCAUUGGCAGCCAAUACCGUGAUGCUUUGCGUGGGGCUAAGCGUGAUUUCGUAUAUGUUCUUACCGUGUGGUGCGAUUUCUUUGAGUGUAAUAACAUAAUUCGAAGCUAUAAACUUUUAUACAUGGAUACUUCACAAUGCCUUCAUUUCGAUAAGCUGCCGAAUACCAGCGCCUUUAUUGAGGAUGUCAAGAACAUUAUAUAUGAAGACUAUUAUAGACUACCGAAAUCCUGGUUAGAUCGCCUGUACAAUGAAGAACAGAAACUCAAACUCGCUCUCGACCCGAUGAUACCGCCCAUGAUACGUCGCAUCAGCAUGUUGGCCGAUUCCCUAGAGUCCGAAAGCCACAAGAUAUGCAAUAUAACUUAUAGGGCUAUGAGUAACAUAUAUAUACGAAACUUGCAUUCGACCAAAAGCUUUGAAGAGCUUUACGAGAACUAUGGCCGUAAUCGUUGGUAUGCCAGUUUCGGUUURUUUUUCAUCAUGCUAACGAUUGUGAUUAUAUUGAGCUAUACUCUUAUAACUGGGCUUUGCAUACGAAAAGAUAACUCAGCAUCGAGCUGUAUGUUACUCGCGAUUAUUUUAAUGUUUGCCGUCUUGUCAUUCAUACUGAUAAUAAGUCUGUUCUACUUCACGCUGGGAUUGGUCUUUUAUCCGGCGUGUAUUUUGUACGAUGACGAGGGGCGAAACACACUCCAUUCGCUGCUGGAAACUGUGCUACAGAAAUCGAAUGCAGUAAACAGUACAGAAUUCCCUCGACCGUCUGAAUUUGCCGCUGGAAUCAAAAAGUGCCGCGCCGAUCAGUUGAUCUUCGAGAUGCUGCGCGACAAUAAUUUGUACGACAUUAAGAGACUGAGAGAAAUCAAUAUCCAUUUAGAGGAAAGCACCUAUCUACAGUUUGGCAAGUUAGACAUUUAUUUUAAUGCGUUGGUGUUUAUGUUGCCGAAAGAGUUUCAUCACAUCUUUAAGCUACGUGCGAAGUACUUAUCAAAUUAUCAUAGUCGAACCUAUAUGGAUGUGUUGUGCCGAGAGAUAGACGAGUUGGAUAUACCCCAAUUUAUUAGCGAUUUGCGGGAUUGGGCAAGCAAUUUUUUCGCUGAAAGCUAUGGUAGCUAUCUAGAUGAGCGAAUGCAAGUGGCAUAUGUGAAUUUACUUAGAAUGGCGACAGACUUGUCGAAGUAUACGCUCAUGGGGAAAACAAUAUUGCAGACAAUAGAUCAGAUUGAAGAACAUGUUUACCGAAUCGAUGAUCUUAUAACGUUUGAGGACAACAAUUUUAACAAAUCCAUUAAAAUUCUAUUGGACAGACUGAUGAAGGCGCAGAAUUAUAUAGAAGGCGUUGGCAGCGGUUAUCUGAAUACCAUCGUUGAUAAUUAUACAAACUCUAUUCAUGGACAAAUUAACACCUACUUCGAUAUGGUCAUCAAUAUCAGUUUGAAUGAGAUUGGUCCCUGUGACCAUUUGGCACAAAGUCACAUCCAUAAUGUAAAUAAAAUCUGCGAUUAUUUGGUUAAUUCAAUUAACGGCUAUUGGUUGGGCUUAGUUAUAUUUGGUAUACUGCUAAUCCCCUUGCUGUGUGUUAGUCAUCGUUUGCUGUGCUUGUAUCGAAUUUACGGUCAUACUGGCGCGGCGAUUGUCUAUAGGGAAGAGGGCACUUGUCCAACCUGCACGGGUUUGCCAUAUGAUCCCCAGAAUAUGAAUGCGAAUGCAACUGAUGCCUUUGCCACCAGUAAACAUAAACACGAUUGAUUCUGCGCUCGAAAGUUGUUCAUCUGCAUUGUACAAAAAUAGCUCUACUUUCUUUAAAUUUUA